CCAGUCGCCCAGUGACAGAGCUAAAUUCAGCAAGUUAACAGCUGAUGAACAUGGAGUUUCUGCAGAAUGUCCAGUCUCUCCUGCAGUUGUUUAACAGUACAGGUGUUAUUGCUGUCUUCCUAAGUGUUUUUGUUCUGCUGUUUGACUUCAUGAAGAGGAGAAUAGUGUGGGACAGGUAUCCCCCAGGCCCACGGGGUCUGCCAUUUCUAGGAAACAUGUUUCAGACUGGCAUACGGAAGCCACACUUGCGUGCAACUGAGUUAAGUAAAAAAUUUGGAAAACUGUAUAGCCUUCAGUUUGGCUGGGAAAAUGUUGUGGUGGUGAAUGGAUUUGAUGCCGUGAAAGAGCUUCUUAUUAAGAAAUCAGAAGAGUGUGCUGAUCGCCCUCAUUUGCCAUUCAAUGACAUUCUUGGGUACACAGAGAACAAUGAAGGAAUUAUAUUUGCACGAUAUGGACGGUCAUGGAAAGAACAAAGAAGAUUUAUACUGUCUACCUUCAGGAAUUUUGGACUAGGGAAGAAAUCACUGGAAGACAAGAUAACUGAGGAAGCUGGAUUUUUAUGCACUGAAUUCCAGAUGCAGAAAGGUCGUCCUUUUGAUACACAUUACAUAAUAAACAAUGCUGUGUCAAAUGUGAUCUGUUCGAUGAUAUUCGGAGAUCGGUUUCACUAUGAAGAUGAGAAAUUUCUAGAACUCUUACAUCUCUUGGAAGAAAGAUUAAGGGAAACUAGUGGAUUCUGGGCUCAGGCGUUAAAUCAAAUCCCCUGGGCUAUUCAUUUUCCUGGACCUCAUCGAAAAGUUAUUAAAGUUCAAUGCAAAAUUGAAGAGCUCUUGUCAGUCUUCAUCAAGCAACACAAAGAAACAUAUGAUCCAUCUGAGAAAAGAGAUUUCAUUGAUGCUUUCUUAGCAAAAAUUGAAAAGGUUAAAGAUGAUCCACAUACAAGUUUCACUGAAAGAAACUUGAUGUUUACAACGCUGGAUUUAUUUUUAGCGGGCACAGAGACCACCUCCACAACACUGCGUUGGGCUUUACUUUUCAUGAUCUUAUAUCCAGAUAUACAAUGUAAAGUUCAUGAGGAAAUUGACAGGGUGAUUGGGAAGGGCAGAAAUCCUAGCAGUGGAGACAGAGUGAAUUUGCCUUAUACAGAUGCAGUUAUCCAUGAAAUUCAGCGAUAUGGUGAGAUUGUUCCAUUUACACCACCUCGAAGGAUGAUACAAGAUGUAGAUAUUAUGGGGCACUUCAUUCCUAAGGGAACAAUCAUUUUAGUAAACUUGUCAUCUGUCUUGAAAGAUGAAACAGUCUGGGAAAAACCACAUGAGUUUUACCCUGAAAAUUUUCUAGACAACAAUGGAAAAUUUGUCAAGUGUGAUGCGUUCUUGGCUUUUUCAGCAGGUCAUCGUAUUUGCCUGGGAGAACAACUUGCUCGCCUCGAACUCUUCAUUUUCUUCACAACUUUGAUGCAGCAUUUCACAUUCUGCAUUCCAGAUGGUGAACCAAAACCAAGCACGGAUGCAUCUUUUAUGAUCACACUGGUACCACCUCCCUUCAAGAUCUGCGCCAAACUAAGAUAAUUAACUAAUGGCUGAAAAUUACAUGCAGAGAUUAUGAUGAUAUAAGCAGUCUUGCCGGAAUUCUUUUAAUGACUAAAAAGCAACUUCAUGAAUUAUGAAUUAUGUUUUAAAAUAAUUUCCUAGGAAUCAAUAGACUAAGCUAUAAAACAGAUGAAAUGAUUGUGUGGAAUAUAAGAAACAUAAUUAUUUUAACUUCAUUUUGAAUAAUAUGAGAACAUUAGCAUGUAGAGAAGCUAGUAAAAAGUAUAAUUUAGCCUGCUCUAUACCUUACUCUGUUGACUCCAGUGAAAUUAAGAACAUUAUUUUUAGAAGAUGGAAAACCUCUGAAGGAAUCUAGAGGUAUAUUAAGUAGUGGGAUUUACUCCUAUUUUGUUGGCAAUGUUAUUUCAAUUUUUGAGACCAUAUAAGCCUGUAGCCUCACGUAUAGCCAUACUCUCACCCCUAGCAAAAAUCCUAGAAAAGUGUGUCCACAAACAAAUAAUUGAUUACUUCCAAAACAAAAAUCUCCUAUCUGUUACACAACAUGGUUUUAGGCCAAAACACAGCACUAGUACAGCCUUCAUUAGCUUUACAGACUCUACAAAUUACCUAAAAAAAUAACAAGCAACUUGUGUCUGCAGCCUUUCUGGACAUGUCAAAAGCCUUUGACACCGUAUCACAUCAAAUCUUCCUAAACAAACUUGCAAAUUACAACCUUUGCCCUGAGGCCCUAAAGUUAUUCCAUAGCUACCUGUCAGAUAGGCAGCAAGACACCCUAUGAGAUAAUAACCCCCCCCCCAUCUCCCCAUCACUGUAGGAGUACCCCAAGGAUCAAUUCUAGGACCACUACUCUUUACGAUGACCUUGCAACAGCUGCUAGUCCUGCCAAAAUAAUUCAAUAUGCAGAUGACUCCUCGCUUAUCUGCUUCACACUAUCAAUAGAAACACUUCAAGAAAAGACCCAGACUGCCCUUUCCAACACUGAAAAAUAUCUAGCAGCCCAUCAACUUAUAAUAAAUCCCAGUAAAACAAAGCUUAUGGUCUUUUCAAAUCUUUCCUCACUUGCCAAUAGCCAACCACUGUCUAUUUUCUCCUCAAAUGGCACUAAAAUAGAACCCAUUGAACACACAAACUUCUUGGGUUACUAUAGAUAAUGGAUUGAAAUUUGACAAACAUAUAGCACAGACUGCUAAAAAAAGUCUAUAUUAAACUAGGUAUACUCUAAGAGCAAAACCUAAUCUCUCAGACCAUGCUAGACUGGCUGCAGCAAGAACCCACUUGCUAUCCUCAUUUCUCUAUUCACAAAUAUUUACAAACCUUCAUAAAACUGAAAUAAGCGACCUUGAAUCCUGCUAUAACAAGAUAGCCAAAUUUGCAACUAACCUACCCCAAACACAUCAUUGUACUGCCCUUAAACAAUUAAAAUGGUUAGAACUCCCAAACAUACUCAUCCUAAACCAAUUAUCAAUAACCUACGCAGUAAUGUAUAAACCUGAUCACUGCCCAGCCCUAACUAACCUUGUCCAACAUUACAAAAACCAUAACUCUCUUAGUUCAGCUGACAAAGUCCUGCUUAAGGUAAAUAAAUCUCAUGACUCUCAUGGUGGCUCCUUAUACUGUCACAAAAUUACAAAGAUCUGGAACUCAGUCCCUCAACACAUUCUGUCAAUUGAACAUACAAAAAACUUUAAGCGAGAACUAAGGCUAUAUCUCCUAUCCCAAUGGCUAUGUCCAUGCUCUGCACCAGACUAACCUAUACACCCCUUUAUUCAUCUACUACUCUGACCACAGCUCUCAAACAUUUGAAGUAAGCACCCCAAUUUAACAAAAGUAUUGUAAAUUGCUAAAUGUUAUAUUAUAUCAGUGCUUUUGCUGUCUUUUAAUUUUUAUUUUAUCCUGUUUUAUGCUAUUCACCAUGUUUUCUUACUGCCUUAUUUGUAAAAACUGCAUCUCUUGUAACCUGUACAAGCAUUAGUUUAAGAUCUGCAUGUCACACUGGCGCUUUAUUUGAAAUAACUGCAUCUCUUGUAAUCUUUUAUGCUUCUAUUUGUAUUGUAUAACUAUGUUCGUUGGAGCUUUUCUCCCCGAGUUUCCACUGAAAAAGGACUUUUUGUCCAGUGGACACUACCCAGUAAACAAAUAUAAAUA
This is a messenger RNA of Protopterus annectens (West African lungfish), 3698 nucleotides long. RefSeq names its product cytochrome P450 2D15-like. Gene Ontology annotation, molecular function: heme binding; iron ion binding; oxidoreductase activity, acting on paired donors, with incorporation or reduction of molecular oxygen, reduced flavin or flavoprotein as one donor, and incorporation of one atom of oxygen. Gene Ontology annotation, biological process: xenobiotic metabolic process; arachidonate metabolic process. The transcript is spliced from 9 exons. The record is from RefSeq and is a predicted model, not a curated record. Gene Ontology annotation, cellular component: cytoplasm; intracellular membrane-bounded organelle. Bases 45 to 1571 code for a protein of 508 amino acids. Lineage: Eukaryota; Metazoa; Chordata; Ceratodontiformes; Protopteridae.